CUUGUAAUCAGGGCACUGACAGAUUUUCAGUGUUAGGCCUGUUCUCAUCUCUGGAUCUGUGCUGACCUCAUGGAAGCUCUAGUGAGGCACAGAUUAUCAUUUAAAUAGAGCUCAAUCUCACUCAUUAAGCAUGUUUUCUGUUUUAAUAUUCACACUGAACACUACUACAGAUUAGUAUAUGUCGUAGACCCAAAUAUCACGCUGCUUUUAUAAGUUCCAGUAAUGGCAAUGAGAUUAAUUAAAGAUUGGAAUCAGAUAUUCAAGGUCAAGGGAGGAAGGAUUACUGUGGAUCAACUCAUGUUUCCUAAUCUGGCUUUUACUGAAAUACUAGCAGACUUUUUGGUUUGUCCUGAUUGCUAAUAUUGUCACGGGAAAGUGUGAUGUAAAAAUAAACAAUAUAAAAUUGAUGAGGAAAAAAUGAUUUUCACAGACGUGACUAUUGGGUGGAAUUGCAGCCUGUUCACUUUACUACUGUUCUGAUCGGACAAUAUAUGUUUUACAAAUAAUUAUACUUUUAUUGCAGUUGAUACUAUUUAUAAAAUGCACAGCACACAAGCUAAUCACAUUUCACUGUUUUUAUAUAAUUAUGUAAGUAUGUUUGCAUGUGUUGCACUUUGAUCAUUAAUGUGUUCAUUUGUUUUAUUCCUUCACGUGACGUUUCUGCUAAUCCCAGCAUAGGAAACUUAUCUAAAUUUACUUGUAGACCUUUAGAAAUGGCAGGAAAGUAAUGAGUUGAGAGGUUCAGGCUCAUGCUCACAAUGAACGUUUGAGCUAAUGACUACAGUCACUUAAUCCCAUUUACUGCAGUGGAUACAAACUACAUUAAGACCCUAACAAAGAGCACAGAUCUGCCUCGUCACCACUUUCAAGUGAGAAAAGUCAGUGAUCGGACUGGCAUGUGGACAAAACGAGGCUGGGAGAUCAUCAGGUCAUAUCACCAAUAGCAUGUGCAUUUAAGUGUUAUGUGACAACUCCAUUACCCAUAAACUGCAAAAAAUAAUAAUAAUAAUAAUGCUUUCUCACUCUUCAUUUCUAUUUAAUUCAGAAAAUGAAAGUGAACAGCAAGUUUCUCACCUGCAACAGUAUAGUGAUUGUACAUUUGCUAUGAUCACUAAACAAUUUAGUUUUUUUUUUUUUUUUUAAAUGGAACUACACAAUUUGCAUCUGAUUUUUGUAAAGAUAUGGAACCUUUUUAGUUUGGAUUUUGCUGUUUUUGUAAAAAUGUUUAGCUGGUUAUGCAAAACAUUUUAUUUGCAUAAAUUAUUUUUUCAAUUGAAUUUAUGCAUGAAUUAUGCAAAACAAUAAAUCCUACAAUAAUAUAGUUUUAUAAAGUAUAAAAUGUUAGGUUGAUUCUGCAUGAUCUACAUGGAAUCAUUGAUCACAUAAAUUUAGGGACACAAUACAUUUCUCCUAUAUCAGUUAAGUUUGACAUUUUUUAUCGAUAUAUAUAUUUUUUUAAUAUGAUCUCAAUUAAAAAUAUAUAUUUAAUAAUAAUUCAUAAAAAUCAUUUAAUAGCACUUUUGAAAUGUAAUAUAAUUAUAUACAUUAUAUACAAUACAUUCAAAAAUGAGAGUUAUUUAAAGUCUGCAUUGAGAGAUGGAUGGAUAACUAUAAUUGUUGGACCUCCCAGGCCUGUAAUAAAGCAUGCAGUGAGAGGUGGCCUCUGAUGCACUCUGCACUACAAUGACCGCACAAACAGUUCAUCUGGUGGCUGAACGCUGUUAUAUAAGCAUUCUCUACUCUGUGCCAGUUACUCUUUAACGGUCAGGCCUUGCCAUUAUCCCAUUAGCAGUAGUUAUUUUAAGGUGCCACCUCUUUUUAUGGGUACCUGGAUCUAAUAGUUUCAGGCAUUCAGUAUACUGGAGGCUAGUCUGCACCUCGCCAUCAAAGCUCACAGGCCUGCAACCACCUGGACCAGCGAGGGCUGCAAGGCACAGUCAUGGGGAACACACACGCAAGUCUGGACGACAUCCUCGCUGAGGACAUGCACCACUGGUACAACAAGUUCAUGCGGGAGUCUCCAUCAGGCCUGAUCACACUUUUUGAACUCAAGUCCAUCCUGGGACUGCAGGGCAUGAAUGAGGAUGCUAACAGUUAUGUGGACCAAGUGUUCUUCACUUUCGACAUGGAUGGGGAUGGAUACAUAGAUUUUGUGGAAUAUAUUGCUGCUAUCAGCUUAAUGCUCAAGGGGGAAAUCAACCAGAAACUCAAAUGGUACUUUAAACUUUUUGACCAGGAUGGCAAUGGAAAAAUUGACAAGGAUGAACUGGAAACAAUAUUUACUGCUAUACAAGACAUCACAAGAAAUCGCGAAAUUGUGCCAGAGGAAAUAGUGGCUCUUAUAUUUGAAAAGAUUGAUGUUAACGGAGAAGGUGAACUGACGCUGGAGGAGUUCAUUGUAGGAGCCAAAGAUCAUCCUGACAUUAUGGAUAUGCUGAAGAAACUGAUGGACCUCACUCCAGUCCUGGUCAUUAUUGUUGAAGGGCGACAGAAACCAGCCUAACUCUCAAUCAAUGCGAGUUAGGCUGGAUAAACUCCAUCUUCCAGAAAAUUACCCAUCUGAAAACCAAAUGAAUUCAGAGUUUGGUAUUCCCACUCUUGAGGAACAGAUGCAGCUUCACACCACACCUGUGUGAUUUCCUCAACAAAAAAUUCUCGGGGGAACUUAGACUUUUGCCCAAGCAAGGUGCUGUCUGACCCCAGUGGUGAUACCAAGCCUUGCAUCUGAGCUGUCCUCAGCUGAACAUUGAUCUUCUAAUGCUAUAAGGGAUUCAGGAGACUAAUGAACUGCUGGCAAGGCUUAGGAGUGAGCAACGUGGGGCUUUUUAAGGAAAGGCUCAGUGGAGAACACUGAGUGCAUGUCUAGUGACUUUCAUUGGGUGAGCACAUCAUAUAAUCCAUGAACUGUUUAUGGCAUCGCUAUAUUGCUCAGAGAGUGAACUCUGAGACAGUCCAUUGCCGACGUGGCCUGAAUUGCCCUUAAAACUGUGAAAUUAAUGUAUAUAGAGCAGUGGUUCUCAACUGUUUUACAUUGGACAUCAAAUGGCAACCCAGCAUAGAAAUUGUUUAUUGUACAAAAUGAACCUGUAAAUGAAAUAUUUCUAUAGAAUGUUGUAUAUUACAAUGAACAGAAUAGGCUCAACAUGACCAGGCUAAAUUGGAAAUGUAACAAUUUGGUAAAUCCAUAAACACAAUAUUUGGCCACAAAUGGUUGACCUCAACAUCUUUGACGUUAUUAACCAUGUGGGAAGUUGUGCCCGUUUAUUUUGCUGUCCAUGACCCAUCAGAACAGACCCAAGACCCAUUUCUCAUUUGAUACCCACCAGUUGAGAACCACUGAUAAAACAUCACAAAUAAAGAACUUUAUCCAAGGAAAGUAUCAAAUUUACCUGAUAAAGUUAGCUGAUGCAGUAGGCGCACAAGAAAUUCAUUAAAUGCAUUUCCGUAUGUCUUUUUAGCUGAUCUAAACUUAGCUGUCAAAACAGUAAAACUAAAAGUAUUCAAAAGUAUUAACUGCAUAUUUCAGACUUGUAUAUACUACCAUUCAAAGGUUCAGUAAGAAUUUUCUUUUAUUUUAUAUUUUAUUUUGGAGGGGAAAAAAAAUAUUUUAUUCAGUAAGGACUCAUUACCCUGAUCAAAUGUGACAGUAAAAACAUUUAUAAUGCUACCAAAGAUUUCUACUAAAAAAUGAUGUUAUUCUAUUAAUCAAAACAUCCUGAAAAAAGUAUCACAGUUUCCACACACACAAAAAAUGAAGCAACACAGCAGUUUUCAAUAUUGAUAAUAAUAAGAAAAGUAUCAAAUCAGCAUAUCAGAAUGAUUUCUGAAGGAUCAUGUGACACUGAAGACUGGAUUAAUGCUGAAAAUUCAGCUUUGCAUCACAGGAAUAAAUUAUACUUUAAAAUGCAUUAAACAGAAAACUGUUACUAUAAAUUAGUUCACAAUAUUACUGUUUUUAAUUAAUUUUUUAUAAAAUAAAUGCAGCCUUAGUGAGCGUAAAAACAACAACAUUAAAAAACUCUUACUGACCCCAAAAUUCUGAAUUUGUUAUGCACAUAUUUAAAUGUAUAUUUCUGUAAUGUUGCUGUUUAGAGAUCUGCAUGUGUUUGUGUUUUACCAGUCUCGAGUCCUUUGGAUAAGCCUUGCAUUGAAAAACACAGGCAAAUCACAAAGGGACUCUAAAAGUGCUUUUACUCUCGGAAAUAUUUUAACAGCAUCACUAAUAUGCAGACAGUUACAAUAUGUCUGUCUAGACUCAGGCUUGAUACUUUAGCACUAAAUUAAAAUUGUGUAACCAUAGCAUACAGUGGAUAAACAUUAGUGAGACAUUGUUCAGUUGGAUGCACACCAGAGACCGGGGGCCUUGUUUAUAAAAUGUUGCACAGAAACCGUUCUACAUUUGAUCAUUCCUCAGAUAUGUGUACGUGUGAACAAACAUACACACACAAAAAAAGUGCAUACACCUUCUUAGAACCUUAAGUGACACAAAGCACUUUUCCACAUCAAUGAUUGAUUUUAUAAAUCUGAACGUUGGCGUGGAUUUUGUGUUAUAAAUGAGGCCCCGGAACUGAGGCAGUAAGAUGGGAUUUCUUCAGCAUGAUGUGACUUCCAUGACUGUUUUUAUAACGUUGAGUUGGCACCUUCACAAGAAGACUAGUGUGAACUUUUUGAUUUCUUAAUAGUUUUUAAUGGAAGCCACAAAUGCUCGAUAUGAAGCUUUGAGAUUAUCGUUUUCAUACCCUGUACUGCAUACUUGCCUCCAGUGAUGAAUCUCUGUAUUUGAUGUUUUUCACUCUAGAAAUAUUACAGGACAAACAAUAAGGUAUCAUUUUACCGUACUUAGAAUCAGGUUAUGUGUCAACUGGUAUGGAAUAUUUAUGUUGCCUUAUUAAUAAAAUGGUUUAAACAAACCAAUGUUUAAAAGCAGGUCAUUUUAGUUUUAUUUGUAUUUAUUUUAAAUGAGCUUUUUUUUUUUUAUACGUAU
This is a messenger RNA of Onychostoma macrolepis, 4984 nucleotides long. RefSeq names its product guanylate cyclase activator 1d (gene guca1d). Gene Ontology annotation, molecular function: calcium sensitive guanylate cyclase activator activity; calcium ion binding. The transcript is spliced from 4 exons. The record is from RefSeq and is a predicted model, not a curated record. Bases 1940 to 2503 code for a protein of 187 amino acids. Lineage: Eukaryota; Metazoa; Chordata; Actinopteri; Cypriniformes; Cyprinidae.